Abrus precatorius (Indian licorice) is the source of this 2350-nucleotide messenger RNA. Its product is annotated as protease Do-like 9. NCBI's taxonomy places the organism in Eukaryota, Viridiplantae, Streptophyta, Magnoliopsida, Fabales, Fabaceae. The transcript is spliced from 9 exons. Gene Ontology annotation, biological process: proteolysis. The record is from RefSeq and is a predicted model, not a curated record. Gene Ontology annotation, molecular function: serine-type endopeptidase activity; protein binding. Bases 162 to 1937 code for a protein of 591 amino acids.
AAGCUGGAAAAAGGAAAAAUUUGGUGGCUGGCGACAUUUUUUUGUUUCUGCGUCUUAUUUCUCUCAUUCUUAGUGUCUCGACGGAUGAACACUUUUCAAAUUUACACAUCUUAACAUAGAGAGAGGGUUCUUCCGAAUCACAAGAAUACACCAAAAAUCAAAUGGGAGAUAAAAAACGCAAGAGAGGCCGCAAGCCCAAAAGCCCCGCCCCCGAAACCCUAGACUUCUCCGCCAACGUCGCCACCACCGCACCAAACGCCACCGCCACCACCACUGCAAUGGACGACGUCUUCUCCGUCGGAAGCGUUGAACUCAUCGAUAACACCGCCUCUGCGCACCACCAUCGCCGCCGUGGCCGCCCCAAGAAGCUCCCCAACCACUCCGACAAGCCUGUCUCUCUCGCCACGGGGCGCCGCCUCGCCCGCUCGGUGGACAACGGGGGCGACUUCCCCGUCCCCGGCGACGGAGGUAUCUCCCCCGCCGCGCCCAUGGAAGCGGCGGACCCGGUGUGGGAGAGCGUGUCGGCGAGGGUGUUACCGGCGAUGGACUCGGUGGUGAAGGUGUUCUGCGUACACACGGAACCGAAUUUCUCGCUGCCAUGGCAGAGGAAGAGACAAUGCAGUUCGAGUAGCAGUGGGUUUGUGAUUGGUGGGAGAAGGGUUCUCACCAAUGCGCAUUCGGUGGAGCACUACACUCAGGUCAAGCUCAAAAAGCGUGGCUCCGAUACGAAGUACUUGGCCACUGUGCUUGCCAUUGGAACCGAGUGUGACAUUGCCAUGCUUACAGUUGAUGAUGAUGAGUUCUGGCAAGGGAUGUCAUCUGUAGAGUUUGGGGAGUUGCCCACACUUCAAGAUGCAGUUACUGUCGUGGGCUACCCAAUUGGUGGAGACACUAUCUCUGUGACUAGUGGUGUUGUAUCGCGCAUUGAGAUUCUACCUUAUGUCCAUGGCUCCACAGAACUUCUAGGUUUACAGAUAGAUGCUGCUAUAAAUUCUGGCAAUUCUGGUGGACCUGCAUUUAAUGAUAAAGGAAAGUGUGUGGGGAUUGCAUUUCAGUCCCUCAAGCAUGAAGACGUGGAGAAUAUAGGUUAUGUCAUUCCAACACCAGUUAUCAUACAUUUCAUCAAGGAUUAUGAGAAAAAUGGAGGAUAUACUGGGUUCCCUAUUCUUGGGGUUGAGUGGCAGAAAAUGGAAAAUCCUGAUCUACGAAUGGCAAUGGGCAUGAGACCUGAUCAGAAAGGUGUGCGUAUUAGAAGAAUUGAUCCUACUGCUCUAGAAUCUAAGUUUUUGAAGCCAUCAGAUGUUAUCCUUAGCUUUGAUGGAGUUGAUAUUGCCAAUGAUGGAACUGUUCCAUUUCGUCAUGGAGAACGCAUUGGUUUCAGUUAUCUCAUAUCCCAGAAAUAUACUGGAGAUAAUGCUGCAAUAAAAGUAAUGCGAAAUUCAGAUAUUUUCAAAUUUGACAUUAAACUUGAUAGUCACAAAAGACUUAUUCCAGUACACAGCAAGGGCAGGCCUCCCUCUUAUUAUAUCAUUGCAGGAUUUGUGUUUACAACUGUUUCAGUUCCAUAUCUUCGUUCUGAGUAUGGAAAAGAUUACGAGUAUGAAGCUCCAGUCAAGCUUUUGGAUAAACUGCUGCAUUCAAUGCCACAAUCACCAGAUGAACAGCUUGUUGUGGUCUCUCAGGUUCUGGUGGCCGAUAUCAACAUUGGAUACGAAGAUAUUGUUAACACCCAGGUUCUUGCUUUCAAUGGUAAACCUGUGAAAAAUCUUAAGAGCUUGGCCACUAUGGUGGAGGACUGCAAUGAUGAAUAUCUAAAAUUUGAACUAGAUUAUGAUCAGAUAGUGGUUCUUCGGAUGAAGACUGCAAAAGCAGCUACCCUCGAUAUUCUUGCAACACAUUGCAUUCCAUCAGCAAUGUCUGAUGAUCUGAAGUCAUGAUCUGGAUCGCAGUGUAUGUAGAUUCUGCAUCUAGGUCGUUUCAUGCAAAGUAUCUGGUAAAAAAGAUGCAGAUAUGUAGGCUUGACUUAACUUUUGUAGUUAGAUUGUUUCCUUCAUGGUAUCUGGAGUUAUUGAUGGUUUUAUUUAAGUGCUAAAGCAUCUUGGGAUACUCGUGGUUCCGCAUUUUUAAAGGGAUGGUAGAUAGGUUUGCAGGAUUUACAUUACAGUGAAUUAUCUUAGGUUACAUUGUCCUUUUGAAAUUUUGAGGGAACUGAGCAAUGUAAAGGGUUGCCAUUACUUUUACCAAUUUGAUAUCUAUUAGACUUACUCAAAUGCAGGCAAUACAAAACAGAACUAUAGAUUGGCAAAACUCUCCUUAUAAAUAAAAAAUUCUUUCACCACAACGGUGUCUG